AUGGGCUUCCCUCCAAUUUCGCGGGAAAUUCAACCGUGCGAACUCACAGCCUUUGGCGGUCGUCUCUGUCUCCUCGCCUUGUCGACAAUCGCUGCCCCCAUGACGCUAACUACAAAAAUCAGUCAAAUCGACCGCUCUGAAACUGUGCCCAGUGGGCCGCAACUGGGCCUUCCGAGGGAUGCUGACUAUUAUGAUAUCUUAUUUCGCCCCGCUUCAACUAUGUCCUCCGUCUCACCGACCACUGAGGACGCCGCCGUCGCAAAACAGCUCGAAGAGCAGCCGGCCGACUCCCGAGCGGCAGCGGGCGAGGAACAUGACCCAGCUCCCGCCACGCCCGCAAAGCGCGGCCGCGGCCGUCCCAAGGGCAGCAAAAACAAGAAGCCCGGCGAGGCGGUUUCGAUUGCCGCUCCUGCUGCUGGUUCGUCGACGACCCCUACAGGCGAACCGAGGAAGAAGCGUGGUCGGCCACCCAAACCGAAGACAGACGAGGAACAGAAGCCGAGACGUCCUCGCGGGAGACCACCGAAGAAUCCCAAGCCUCCAAAGGAGGACGAAGAGGAAGACGACGGGGAGGAAGGUGCACCAAAGAAGAAACGGGGCAAACCCGUAUCAACGUCAAAGGAGUAGUAGCCGCCAUUCUGCUCCGUCUCGUUUCUGCUCGUCGGCGAUACCUUGUUUCCCUGGACUCCGGACGCUCCAAGUUCCAGAUAUCUGUCCUCUAUUGUAUCAACUCCUCAUGACUCCCGCGAUGACCCACUACACUCUAUCGCUUCUCCCGAUUUCAGUCCUUCGCAACUCCUCUGCCCCUCGUUGUCUUGCGUAUUUCUAGCUGUCUAUUGGUUUUUCCCCUAUACACAGUCGUUAUGUCUCUGUUUCUAUUGUGAUGUUGCUUUCCCUUGAUCUAUCUGUAUUUGCGAACAUGUCUCCUCUAUACGAAUCUACGAGGCGAAUGCU
This is a messenger RNA of Fomitiporia mediterranea MF3/22, 954 nucleotides long. RefSeq lists its product as uncharacterized. The transcript is spliced from 5 exons. Bases 179 to 829 code for a protein of 216 amino acids. NCBI's taxonomy places the organism in Eukaryota, Fungi, Basidiomycota, Agaricomycetes, Hymenochaetales, Hymenochaetaceae. The record is from RefSeq and is a predicted model, not a curated record.